UGCCUGUUACCCCUUUCCUUGAAGACUAUGGCGUUUUAUCGUACAGACUGCAUUGAGAAACCUGUCUCUAAGCUUUUUGAGAAACUUGGCCAUCUGGUUGGCUCUUAUCCAGUUUGGUUUUUUGUCAUUCCUCUGAUAAUGUCCGCUGCUCUGGGAGGAGGACUGUACUUUCUCGAAGACCUCGAGAACAAUGACGUUGAGAAUCAGUUCACACCUAUCAAUGGACCAUCCAAGCAAGCCAGACAUUUUAUAAAAGAAACUUUUCCAAGUAACGAUUCAUUGUUUUCAAAACAAAGACUCAAUGCUGAAGGAAACUAUUCAGUGAUUGUAUUUUCUAUUUUGGAAGGAAACAUUUUAACAGGUGACCUGUUUAAGGAAAUCAGUGCACUUGACAAGCAAGUGCAGAGUCUGUCUGUCAAAGCCCAUCAAACUCAGAUAAGUUUUAAAGAUAUUUGUGCCAGAGAAAAUGGGGACUGUGUCUCAAAUCCCAUACUGGACAUUAUUGGUAAUAAAUCCUCCAAUUUAUCAUUUCCGAUAAAAACAUGGAAAGGGAAAGAUGUUUUUCUUGGCUCUACAGUAGGAGGUGUUGAAGAAAGAGGAGGUGUGAUCCAGGAGGCACGUGCCAUCAGACUUUUCUACUUUUUGCAGGAUAACAAUGGAACCUCUGAAUGGCUUCAACAGUUCCAAAAUGUUCUAUCCAAAAAAACACUCAGCAAAGGACUUAAGGUGUCUUAUUUUACUUCAGUCUCCAGACAAGAGGAGAUAGAGAAACACACAACAGAUGGCAUUCCUCUCUUUUCAAUAACUUACUCACUUGCAAUCUCCUUCUCGGUGGUAUCUUGCAUGCGUCUUGAUAAUGUGAGGAACAAGAUGUGGGUUUCUUUCGUGGGAGUUCUGUCUGCGGGUCUGGCUGUGCUCUCUAGCUUCGGCUUGCUGCUCCUUUUCCGAGUGCCAUUCGUAAUAACAGUGGCUAAUUCACCUUUCCUGAUUCUGGGCAUUGGUGUUGAUGACAUGUUCAUCAUGCUUUCCAACUGGCAACAAACCAAAGUGAAGGAUCCAGUGGAGAAGAGAAUGGCAGAAACCUUCAAAGAAGCUGCCAUGUCUAUAACUAUCACUACACUGACUGAUGUUCUUGGUUUCUACAUCGGGCUCAUGAGUGAAUUUCGCUCAGUCCAGGCCUUCUGCUUGUACACCAGCACAUCCAUUGUUUUCUGUUACAUUUAUAACAUCUUCUUCUUUGGAAGUGUUCUAGCCCUAAACGGCAGGAGAGAGCAGAGUAACAGACACUGGCUGACCUGCUGCAAACUCCCAACACACACUCCUGAAGGAAAGUCUUUGGCGUAUCGUCUCUGUUGUGUAGGUGGCGACUAUGACCAAGAAACCAGUGCUGAGAAACAACAGCCCAUAGCACACUUCUUCAAGUUCUGUUAUGGUCCGUUCCUGACCAAGCCCUGGACCAAAGUCUGUGUGAUGCUGCUGUAUUUGGGUUAUUUGGCUGGAAGCAUCUAUGGAUGUUUUAAUUUACAGCAGGGUAUUAAUAUGAGGGACCUGGCAGGUGAUGAUUCAUAUGUAGUAAAUUAUUAUGAUGAUGAUCAGAAAUUCUUCUCCAGGUAUGGUCCAAAUAUCAUGGUUGUAGUGACUGAAGAGUUGCCCUACUGGAACAAGAGCAGCAGAUCAGAACUAAACCAAUGCAUGGAAAAACUCUACAACUUGACAUUUGUCAAUCGAAAUCUGUCUGUCUCCUGGUUAGACUUUUACUUACAAUUUGCUCAAACCCAAGGCCUGAAUCUAGACAAUAAAACCAUCUUCAUGGACAAUUUAGUAUCUUUUUUCCAGCUCUAUCCAGAGUUUAAGCUUGACGUUAACAUUGCAGAAGGCAAAAUCAAUGCUUCAAGAUUUUUUGUACAGACUUUGGAUAUUUCCAACGCCAGUAUGGAGAUAAUGAUGUUCAAUGAACUCAGAAACACAGCUCACAGCUGUAGUGUAGCUAAACUUCUAGUGUUCCACCCAUUGUUCAUCUACUUGGACCAAUAUUUGGUAAUAGUGACCAGCACCAUUCAGAAUGUUGGCUUCACCACAGCUGUCAUGUUGGUUGUUUCCUUGUUUUUAAUCCCAAACCCAAUCUGUUCCCUGUGGGUCACAUUUUCUAUCGGCUCAGUCAUCACCGGUGUCACAGGUUUUAUGGCCUUAUGGGGUGUCAACCUAGAUUCCAUUUCGAUGAUCAUCCUGGUGGUGUGCAUUGGCUUCACUGUCGACUUCUCUGCACAUAUUUCAUAUGCGUUUGUUUCGAGCAAGAAAUCAACAGCCAAUGAACGGGUAGUUGAUGCAUUGUUUUCUCUGGGCUAUCCGGUGCUACAAGGAGCUGCCUCAACAAUAAUAGGCGUACUAGUUUUGGCUGCAUCCAAGAACCACAUCUUCAGGACAUUCUUUAAGAUCAUGUUUCUCGUUAUGAUUUUUGGUUUGGCUCACAGUAUCGUCUUCAUCCCAGUGUUUCUGACCCUACUGUCCUUCAGUUCAAAUGAAACUAAGAAGAAAACAACAACAACUGUGCAUGGUGUUAUUCCAAAAGUAAUUUUAAUUGAAAACAAAAGCAUGACAUAUGAUAACCAUGCAUUUACCAAGGACAAUUGUCACUUUUCUAGACAAAUUGUUAAAACACAGAGUACUAAAAUAUAUUUUAUUCCAAAUAAUGAGAUGCCUUCAGGUUGGUGCCAUGACCCGGACUGUCCAUAGAAACCGAGUGUACAUUCGUCAUGUAAAUAACGUCUGCAUUCUUUAGUUUCUCUGUGAUGUUAUGUUACAUAUUCUUAUCAGGUUCAUUUAACAGAGAAAGUGAGUAUUGUGUAUUGACAAGUUGAAAUGUAUUCAAAGUGAAAUGUCCAGUGUGUGACGUGUAUAGCUUUAUCUGAAAUAGAUGAAUGUGAAUCUGAUAUUGUCAGUGUUCUGUCACUUCGGUCUAGUUUAUUCAUGGCUUUGUUUUUAUGUGAAUGUGCGGCUUUGACUGUGCUCUCUUGUCUGCUUGCAUUUUUUCUCUUUGGAGAUUGGUGUUCGGAUCCUGGCACAUGUCUUGUUCAGUUUUGGUUUUGCACCGGGGUUCAGACACUCGUGCUCCAUGUUCUGUCUUGUUGUGUGAAUGCGUGGUCUCGAAUUCACCCGGGCCAUACACUCUUCUGCCCUUGUGUGUUUUUGUGUUCUGUGUUUCUCACUGUCUCGUGUUGUUGCAUGCAGCUCAUGUUUAUGUCGUCUGUGUGCUUUCUUGUUAUGUUUUGUCUUGUGCUUGGGUUUUUCAUUGGCUGUGUGCUUUCAUGUUGUCAUGUUUUGUGUGAAUACACGGCUGCGUGUUCAUGUUUUGUUCAAGCACAUGGCUUGUGAAUGUUUUGCUGGCCAUGUGCUUGUGUUUUUGUUUUGUGUGAGCACAUGGCUUUUGUUUUGUUUGUUUCUGUGUUCCAUGUGCUCUCAUGUCUAUUGUCAAACCCCACCCACCAUGGCACCUGAUUUGGUUCUGUUGCCCCAUCUGUUGUCCCUCAUUAUCCUACUUGUUUCCCUAUUUAUUCUCCUUGUGUUCGCAGUCCUGUGCCAGUUCAUUGUCAGAUGUACCCCUGUUGUUUCUUGCCUGAUCCUGUCUUGCCUUGCCUUGCUUUGCCCUGUACUGGCCUGCCUACCUGCCUAUUUCCCCCCUCUGGGUAUUUUUUGUCGGUUUUGGUUUUAUUUUUACUAUUAAUAAAAGC
Carassius gibelio (silver crucian carp) is the source of this 3728-nucleotide messenger RNA. Its product is annotated as patched domain-containing protein 3-like. The transcript is spliced from 4 exons. Bases 28 to 2733 code for a protein of 901 amino acids. Lineage: Eukaryota; Metazoa; Chordata; Actinopteri; Cypriniformes; Cyprinidae. The record is from RefSeq and is a predicted model, not a curated record. Gene Ontology annotation, cellular component: membrane.